AUGAGGCCACAGAGAAGCAGAGGUCAGAGCGCAGAGGACUUCCUGGGCCUCUGUAAGAGCUUGGCUUUGGCUCUAAGUGAAAUGGGAAUUGUUGCAGGACUUCAGCGCAGCAGAGACAUGAUCCAAUAUAUUUUAAGAGGAUCUUUGGCUACAGUGUUGAGAAUAAACUCCUCUACUAGCCCCCUUUCACAUAUUGAUGUUACUGCUGUGAAUCCUUCAAAAACCAUUAAGCCUUUUGAAAGUGUCCCAGAGGCCAGUGGGAGUUUAGAGGCAUGGAGGAACGAUCAGUGUUGUUUGCCAAGAAGCAAUAGAGUCAGGCACACCCUCACUCCAGCCCACUGCCUGUGUAUCAGUGGGAAAGGCACAAAGUCAAACCGGCUGCAUCCCUUCACGUGGACAUCUCUCGAAACACACACGAUUCUUUUAUAUGAAUGCCAAGCCUGUGAAUAUCCAGAUCCUAGCAAAUCCUUCAAACUUACACCCCACAGUCAAGCAGCCACCUUUACCUUGUCCACCUGGAGUCUGCCAGCAGGGCCUGGGAUUACAUCUUCUCCUCCCUCCCCCGGCCUCCCCAGUCCUCCUGUCUAUAGCCUGGAUCUGACACCGGGGUUCCACGGGCCAGGUAACCAAGGUUUCCAGGAAGCAGACUUGGAGGAGGACCAUGUAGGAAGUUCGGUGAGGAGCGCUGUCAGCAUGAGCCAUUGUUGGAGUUGA
Messenger RNA from Chinchilla lanigera (long-tailed chinchilla), 714 nucleotides. RefSeq lists its product as uncharacterized. NCBI's taxonomy places the organism in Eukaryota, Metazoa, Chordata, Mammalia, Rodentia, Chinchillidae. The coding region runs from base 1 to 714 and encodes 237 amino acids. The transcript has 5 exons. The record is from RefSeq and is a predicted model, not a curated record.